CCAGAAACCGUUCUCAAGUGCUCUCGCCUACUUAUCAAAGGUUCGAGUUCGGCUGAGUGUUCGUAACUUCCAACAUGUUAUCCACAUCUACAUACCACAUCCACAUCACCUAUUUUCCCGUGCGAGCACGAUGUGAACCAGUGCUACUCAUUCUCGCAGAUUCGGGAACCCAGUUUGAGUACGAAGAAAUUCCCCAGGUGAAGUGGGUAGAAAUGAAGAAGGCAGGCCAAGUUACACCUGCGAUGUUUCCAUACGGUGGCGUACCUAUUCUCCGAGUAACAGACAAAAGCUCCAAACAAAGAAGCGAAUUUCUGCUUGGAGAGACUUCAGCUAUCCUGUCUUACCUUGAGGAGAUCGUGACACUGCCAGGAACUACGUUGAAUAAAGACCUCCCACUCCAAACCCGUGCACGCACACAGAUGAUCAAGGAAGCAUCUUUGUUCUUCACCAACAGAGUAUGGGGAUUGAGUGUGGAAGAGGAUUGGCUAGCACCACCAUCACGAGAUAAGAUUUGGAAAGCCAUCACCGUGCGAUACCUGCGCAACACAGAAGCUGCACUCGGAGAACUGCAGAAGGAGAUGAGAGUAGUGCCAGAAGAGAUGGGCCCACUGACUGCGCUUCAUGCAACAGUGGCAGCAGCCAUCACAUUUAUAACGCAAGUGUUUCCAUCUGUCAAGCGGGGGCUGGUACCUGGAGGGAAUUUUCCGUUGUGCGGGCAAUUAUGGAUAGCAGUCAUGACUCGCCCAAGAAUUGUUGCAUAUUGGAAGGAACAUGCGAUCGCCGAGAAGGCAUGGACGAUAACGGAGUACGGGACAGCAGAGUGGAUUGCAAGGGAAGCAGCAAAGUAUGACUCGCCGAGCUUGCUGGCCAAGUUAUGACAGUAUCAAUGGAUUCCUCAACUAACGUUGAACGUCUGGACGCGUAUCUUAAUGUAUCCCGCUAACGUAAUUGUGUAUCCCGCCUCAGCAAAUGAUUCCGUCGCUAUGGCAUAAAGUGCCCCACGGGCCAAGCGGGAGUAUUUUAUUAUCAGAAUAUUAUACCUGGAACAUAGCUGGUGAUGGAGCCUGCGAGAGAGAAAGAGCAUGAUGACCGACGUGCACUAUAGUUCCUUGAUUAAUUUUUAGCAAAC
Suillus fuscotomentosus is the source of this 1129-nucleotide messenger RNA. RefSeq lists its product as uncharacterized. The coding region runs from base 75 to 878 and encodes 267 amino acids. The transcript has 4 exons. Lineage: Eukaryota; Fungi; Basidiomycota; Agaricomycetes; Boletales; Suillaceae. Gene Ontology annotation, molecular function: glutathione transferase activity. The record is from RefSeq and is a predicted model, not a curated record. Gene Ontology annotation, biological process: glutathione metabolic process.